CAUCCACACACCCCUCAUCUCACAGUCCUCAAAACACACAAACCUCAUCACAAUAUCCAGGUACCACGCCAGACCCCUCCACAACACACACGCACACAUUAGGGUGCCUCGCUAGGUUUCCUCCGGCCAGGGAGUGGGUCUCUUGUCAUCACUCUGGCCCGAAGGCCACCGCAGCCCCAGCAAGCCCCAUGUUCCAUCCAGCUGCGCGUUCCACAGCUGUGCGCCCUGCGGGCAGCCCCUGGAGAGCUGAGCCGGCGCAGGACCCCAGGAGCCAGCCGCGGCCGCUGACGCUAGAGCCCAGCGGGAACUCCUCCCCCGCGCGGAUUCCUCUCUGCAUGGCUCCGCCCGCUGGGAGGGCGGCGCAGCCUUCCCGCCACGGCCAUUAGCUGGUGCCGCAGCCUCCCGCCCCCUGCAGCUGGCGGGGGAUUGGCUGCUCCGGCCUCACAGCUGACAAGCCGGAGCCCCGCCCCUGCCAGGCCCACGGCAGAUAUAACACUCCCGGCGGCCGCUGCUCCUCAGGUGCAGGUGGCGGCUGGGGGAGCAGCGCCGUGGGACGGGAGGCGAGUCCAUUGCCGCGGUGGGAGCCCGGCGGAGAGCGCAGUAUCAUGUGAUCGGGAAGCGGGCCGGGGCCGCCAGUGGUUCUCCUUCCCCCAGCUCGCCCCGUCUGCGCUCGGCCGCCGCCCGGGUUCUCCGCUCGCCUCGCCAGCUCGCUCCUCUCGGGGGCGCGGGGAGGCGAUGUUCCCCCUGGACGCCCCGUGGAGUAUCUCCUUCGCGGGCUGCGGCUUCCUGGGGGUGUACCACAUCGAAAAUUGUUGCUGCCUGCAGGAGCAUGCCCCCUUCCUGGUGGCCAAUGCCAAGACGAUCUACGGAGCCUCCGCCGGAGCCCUGACUGCCACGGCCCUGGUCACCGGAGCCUGCUUGGGUGAGGCAGGUGCUAAUAUCAUUCAGGUCUCUAAAGAAGCCCGGAAGAGGUUCCUGGGCCCUCUACAUCCAUCCUUCAACUUGGUGAAAAUCAUCCGCACCUGCCUGUACAAGACCCUGCCUGACAAUGGGCACGAAGUGGCGAGGGGACGCCUGGGCAUUUCGCUGACACGGGUCUCGGAUGGAGAGAAUGUGAUACUGUCAGAGUUCAACUCCAAAGAAGAGUUGAUCCAGGCCUGUGUUUGCAGCACCUUCAUCCCUGUGUACUGUGGGCUGAUUCCUCCAAGCCUGCAGGGAGUGAGGUACGUUGACGGAGGGAUUUCGGACAAUUUGCCCCAGUAUGAGCUGAAGAACACCAUCACGGUGUCUCCGUUCUCAGGCGAGAGUGACAUCUGCCCCCGGGACAGCUCCACAAACAUUCAUGAGCUGAGAGUCACCAACACCAGCAUCCAGUUCAACCUUCGCAACCUCUACCGCCUCUCGAAAGCCCUGUUCCCGCCAGAGCCUCAGGUGCUCCGGGACAUGUGCAAACAGGGCUACCGGGAUGCGCUGCACUUCCUGAAAAAGAAUGGUCUCCUUCACCGCCCAGAGCCCUCACGCCCUCUUCUGGCCAUUGAGAACUCCUCAGGGGCGAGGGACCCAGAAGAAGAGGAGAAAAGUGCUGAGGACCAGCUGAGGGAGAAUGCUGCCCUGGCUGCUGUCGAAGACCACAUCUUUGAACACUUGCCACCCAGACUAAACCAAGCCCUUUUGGAAGCGUGCACUGAGAGAAGAGGCCUGUUAGUUGGCAUCACCAACUUGUUGCCUGUGCGCUUGGCCUCUGCCAUGAUGAUCCCCUACACGCUGCCUGUGGAAUCGGCUGUCUCCUUCACAGUCAGGUUGCUGGAAUGGCUGCCGGAUGUCCCCGAGGACAUUAGGUGGAUGAAGGAACAGACGAGUAAAGUAUGCAACUAUCUCAUGAGGGAAGCCAAGAAGAAACUGGGAAGCCAUCUCUCAGCCAGGCUUUACUACCACUUUGAGCUCCGAAGGACCCAGAGUCUGCCAAUCCCCUUGGCCUCUACCUACGGCGAGGCCCUGCCCCAGUGGGUGCGAAGCAACCUCUCCCUGACGGACGUUAAGACCAAGUGGGAGGAGUAUCAGCGCCAGCUCAUGCUGGGCUUGUUCUGCAUCAACGUGGACAUGCAGGCCUCCAUCUUCCCCUCGGACGGGCUGCAGAUGAGACUCUCGCCAGCAGACCGUGUCCAAGAGAGCCUGCCGCUCUUCUGAGCCCCCCGCCGUAGCGGGAGGGGCGCAUGGCAUCAGUCCCGCAUCUCAGCAACCAGCCACCUCUUGGUUCAUGCCGGCUUCCCUGGGAAGAAAGCAGUGGCGCAGCGUUCAAACGAACACGUUUGCUGCAGAUGACCUCUUAGACGUGUGGUGACACCCAGCCUGGGGGAGGUGGCAGUCCCUGGCUGUGCUGUAACUGUCCCAUUGGGAUCCUCCAGGAGACAGACCUGGAGUCACUAAAUCAGGACGCGAUCAAUGCUUUGGAGCGUGUUUUAAUGGUCUCUGGGUUUAGCUCUACCCAUUUGCAGCUUUGUGUGGGUGUGUUUAAACAAUCCAGGGUCCUGCGGCUCUUCGCUGUUUGUGCUACCAAAAGGUAAAGCAACCUGUCGUGCCAAAGCAGCUGUCCUAUGGGCCCAAGCCCACCUCUCAGUGCUCCUUCACUGGAGCCAAAUUUGGACCUCUGUCCCCACUUCCCCUCUCCACUCAAAGCCAGCUUUGGCCCUGCUGCUGCUAACAGAUUCCAUUGGGACUGCAGGUUCAGGAGAGAACUGGAUACUCCCUAUUGUUGCACUAAGCUUCCUAAAUCUCCUCCUCUUGGUCUGCCUUGUAUCUUUUCCAUAGGGAUCUUUGUCUCCCUUGUGCUGUGGGGAUCUGCAAUGCCAAAACUGGCUGAGAUCUUUUUUUUUUAAAAGACAUGAGAGGUUCAGCUGAAGGGGUGUUUUUUGGGGGGAUUUGGCUGCCUGAUUCCCAUUCAUCUGAAUUGAACUAGCCUUCCUUCCCCCUCUCUGGAUUGGCCUGAAGGCUGCCAUGGGGGAAGGAAUGCUAAGGGAAGGUGAAGGCAGAAGGUGAAGACUGAGCAGCGCAUGUCGUGUCCAAGUGGCUUGUGGAGGAAUGUCGUAGCAGGUGCCCAGGAGAUGGUCAUCUGAGGGUAGGAGGGAUGGGUUCCCACUCCAAGGGAGCAUGGAGUUGGCAAGCCCUGAAGCUAAUUCCCUGCUGGCGCAAACGGAUAGAACUCCGUUGUGAUGCUGCACCUGUGUAUGUUGUGGUGAGUUUAGGCCUUGGUGAGGGAGCUGACGUUGGAUGGUGUAGAUUGCCGGUCCUAGAGAGGCAGCCAGGCCCGUUUCCCCAGUGGGAGCUGUGUGUUUCCUGUUGCUGCCAAAGAUGGUGUUGCCUCAAAGAUGACAGCAUAGUGAGCAAGAGAAAUGAAGUCGCGGGGAGGGGGGAGAAUGAAGCUAGAAGUGCCAAAUUGCAUGCAGGCCCCUGUCUUUGUCACCUAACACAUGAAUCAGUUGGAUUCUACCAGAGCUGAGCUCUGCCCGGUGUGUCAUUACCAUUGUUGGGAAGGCUGCUGCCUUGACAUCUAGUGUCCCAACGUAACCCAGUAGCAUUCCAUUGCACAUAGGCUUCUAGCACAGCUGUUUCUUUGGCACCUUCUCUGUGAGAGGACAGGUGUCUAGGCCCACUUGUUCUUUGCCUCAUUUCUCACUACGGGGCUUCCAGUGAAGAUGGGAUGUACUGAAAAAGCCAAAAUCCUAGCACUGUGACUAUGUCUGUGACACAAAACCAUCUUCAAGGUCCCUCUCCUUGUAAUGCAUCUGGCUAUGUGGGGCUUCUUCCUACCUCCUGCUAGCACAAACAAUCGGCAGUAGGCCAAAGCAAAUGUGUAUGUGUUCUUUCCGGGGGUGGGAGGGGAGAGCUGCCUAAAGUUCACCUAUAUAAUGUGCAUAUAUAGACUAGUGACUUGCAAAAGGUUCUCAAAUGCCACUCUGUAAAGAAGAGAAGAUGCACCCACGAACUCUGGUGAUUGGCACUCGAUAAAUUAGCUUGGAGGGAGAGAAAAUAGAAAGUCCAGCAGAACACACGUGUCCUGGACCUGAUGAGAAGCUUCCGGAAGGUUGGUUGCAGGCUGCUUGUUAGUAAUAACGGCCUGUGUGACCCACUUGAUGGGGGUGAGACACCCUGUCUGACUCCACAAAAAGGAGGAGCGUUGCUAUCUUGCCUAUAAUGACAUGCAGCUUUUAGCAGAAAACAGCCAGGAGCUCACCAGGGAACCAUGGCAUUCAUUUUGUGGCUGCUAUCGGCGGUGGUUGUCCUGUUUCCACAAGAUUGUGUGAUUUAGAAAAUGUCUCCUUGCCAGCCAUCAAGUGACAUUGCAUACAUAGUGCAAGUGCCAACUUAGUUGAUGACUGUUGUCUUUGCAAUAGUCCAGUCUAGCCUUCAUUAACACAUUUCAUAUAAUGCAAUUUGGAAUAGAGGAGCCAUGAGCCAGCGUGUGAGAGACUCAGAGGAAACACAGAUUUAAAAGUGGGGAAGAUGGGGCUGUUGAAUUGUAUGUAAGCCCUGUUGGUGGCAAUGGCCUGCUGUCAGGCUGUUGACACAAGUUCGGGUGCAUUGGUUAUGAAUCACAAAAGACACGUGGCACCAGAAUAAUCUUAGCUCCCCAGAAUAUGAGGUUGCAUAGUCACAAACUCCAUGAGAUUUGGCUUGCAAAAAGUUCUUGCCUUGUUUUGCUUAUGGACAACUGUUGUUGUACUUGCCAAGUUUGUGCCCUCCUCCCCACUCAAAAACAAAAAGACCCCAACCACUUGAAAUUAUUUGGGGAGCAAGGGCUGAGGGAGGCCUGCUCCAAAAGCAAAAUCCUUUAAGGGGCAAGGCAUGGAGAUGGGGAACUGUAUGUGAGAAGGAAGUAUAUGGGAACCGUGUGUUUUGUUUGUGUGAAUAUGUGUGCAGAAGGCACGGUGUAGUCUCUUUCCUCUUAUCCCUUCUGCCUGUCCUGGCAAGGCCAUAGAGUGAGUGAGUGAGUGAGUGAGUGCGCACGUUUGUAAACCACUACCAUUAAAUGACAUUUCUGGCAGAGUAACUCAGUGUGGAAUCUAUCUAACGAGGCCUUGCUAGUAACGAUGCAGUCAUGCUGCCGGGCUCCCAGCAGCUCUCCCCUCACCUGGGUCCAGAGGCUUGAGAUGCACAGAUUUGCUCUUGGUCCCAGGAUGGGCUGAGCUGUGGGGCGAUCUCAGGCUGGCUGGCUGCUGUCCGUGCAUUUCAAAAUACUUAACUCCUAGGGUUAAUUAAAGGCCUGAAUUUGCAACUUCAUUAACCUUCUUUCUGACUCUGGUUAUCAUUCCAUCCUUCCCAGGAGUGAAUCCAGGAGCUAGAAAAGGAAUUUCUUGCCUUUCACCCUGUGCAAUAAGGAGCCAAGAUUCAUCUUUUUAAAAUCCUGGACGAGCUAAUUCUCCUGGGUGGAAACUCCUCUUUUCCCACAAGUUAGCAUCAUGAAGGCAUGUGGUGUUAUACCACUGAGUGUUAACCACUUCCCUGCUGGGAGUCAGUGUGGCACCUGCAGUGGACAGACUGAUGCCUGGAAGCUCAUACGUAAUUCAUGUGAUGCAGUGGCUGCUGCAUGACUCCCAAAGGGGUUCAGCACUAGCCAAGAACUGUCUGUCUUUCAAAGAGAAAUGCCCAGCGCUACUUAUGUCGUAGUACCAAAAGGAAUUUCAGGACUUAAAAAUUCUCGCUUGUGGAAGAUUAACUAUCCUCUGAGGCCUCUUCAGAGUUCUAACUCUGAACCAAGGUACAACUGAACAAGAGCAGUGGCCAUUACAGGGGAAUCACAAAUUGAGUGAGUCAGUGAUUUUGACGCAGCUGUGAGAGGCGAAUAGCAUUCUGGGGUGUAUAAACAGGAUGUCCUGUGUCUGAAAGACACUGGAGGUAAUUGUCCUGCUCUACUCAGCAUUUAUAAGAUCUCAUCUGGAGUAGUGUGUCCAGGUCUGGGUGCUACAUCUAUAAAGAAAGAUUGGAUGUUUGGAGAGAAUCUGAGGGCAAGAAAGUCAGAUUUUUCUCUAAACCUUUCAUUAUCAAGAAAGGUUUAAAAAAAAAAAACUGGAUAUGCUGAGUCAUGAAAAAAGGAUACUAAGAUGAGACCUGAUAAGUCUUUCAAUAUGUUAAGGGCUGUUUGAAAGAGCACCAUGAUCAGUUGUUCUCUAUGUGCACUCAAGGUCAGACAAGAAUUGUAGCCUUAACCUGCAGCAAGGGAGAUGUAGGUUAGAUAUUAGAAAAUAUUUCCUAAUAACUGUAAGGGGGUAGGUAAGCUCUGGAAUAGGCUUCCACAGCCUUCCUGAGAUGUUAGACUCAUAGAGCUAGAAGGGACCACAAAGGUCAUCUAGUCUAACCCCCUUCCAAGCUCCAGGAUUUGUAUUGUGUCCAAGCCAUCCCUCUCCAGCCUCCUUUUGGGAACCUUCAGUAAAGGAUCUUCCACAAUCUCCCUAGGCUGUCUGGUCUGUUGUCCUCCUGCUCUUACAAUUAGGAAGUUUUUCCUGAGAUUUAAUUGAAACUUGCUGUGCUGUAUUUUAAGCCAGUUGCCUCUUGUCCUGCCCUCUUUGUCAAGAGAGAGAGGCUUUCAUAAAGGAUGGAGAAAAGUUAAGUAUUUGAGGACUGUUGGGUCUCCCAUAAAUCUUCUAAGCCUACCCAGUUCCUUUAGCCUUUGCUCAUGUAGCUUGAAUUCCAUCCCUCUGAUCAUCUUUGUUGUUCACCUCUGGAUCCUUUCCAUUUUCUCUACAUCCCUUAGGUACAUUUGUGACCAAUAUUGGACAUAUACUCCAGCUGAGGCCUAACCAGCCUUCCCUGUAAGCUGAGUGCUUGGACAGCUGCCCAAGCAGAGUGCCUAUAGCUGGCACAUGUGUUCCUACUGGUGGUACCACAUGCCUCAAAGCGUAUAUCAAAAUUUAUUUCACACAGGGAUAGAAAAAGUUAGCAGGAAUAUUGGGCCUACCCAAUACUGAGCAGAGUGCUAAUUUCACUCCCAUGACUUGCAUGCUGUGCCUUUGUUAAUGUAACCUAAAAUUACAUUUGCUUAUUUUCUUUGCAGUAGCAUUGCAUUGAGUCAGGUUGAGGUUCUGAUCCAUCAGAACUUCCCAGUCCUUUUCAGCCGGGCCUCUGCUAAACCAGUUUCCCACCAUUCUUUAUUCAUGCAUCUGUUUUUUCUUCCCUAAGCAUAGCACUUUACAUUUAUCUCUGUUGAAUUUCAUUUUGUUGUCCAUCCCCCUGAUCUCCAGUUUAUUAAAAUGUCUCUGAAUUUCAGCUCUAGCCUCCAAAGUGUUGGCAACCCUCCUCUUGUUUUGUCAUACAUCAUUCCAUUAAUAUUAUUCUUUGCUUGCAGUUGUUCAAUCUAUCAUUUAUCCAUUUAAUAGCAGUUCCACUGAGCCUGAAUUUCUCCAGCUUAAUUACCAGAAUGCCAUGCAGGGCUGUGUAAAUCCUCGUUGAAGUUUAGGUAUUCUCCCCAUCCACCAAACCAGUUACACUGUCAAAGGAAAUCAGGCUGGUUUGACACGAUUUUUUUUCCCUUGCUAUAUCCAAGUUGGCUGCUAAUGAUUUCCCCUUCAGGUAUUUGCAAAUGGAAUAUUUUAUACACUGCUCUGGUAAUUUCCCAGAUACCAAAGUUAAGCUGACUGGGCUAUGGUUCUCUAUCUCCUCUUUUUCCUCCUUUUUAAAAGAUGGGCACUACAUUAGCUCUGCUCCAGUCUCCUGGGACAUCUCUUGUCAUUCAUGAGUUUGUAAAUAAUAUUGCCACUAGCUCUGAGAUUUUUUUUUUCCAGCUAAUUCCUUCCCUGUGCUGAACAGCAUCAGGCUGCAUUGAUUUGAAUUCAUUCAAAUUGAUCAGGUCUCAGAUAUGCUCUUUGCUAUCUGCAUCUCUUCCCUUUUAUGGUCUGCGGUAAUGUUGCUAAUCAUCCAGUCACAUGUACCACAGAUGUCAAACUUAUUUAUAUAGCACCUUAGCCCAUGUUGCCUAAGAAAAUAAAUACACUUUUU
Pelodiscus sinensis (Chinese soft-shelled turtle) is the source of this 7989-nucleotide messenger RNA. RefSeq names its product patatin like domain 2, triacylglycerol lipase (gene PNPLA2). NCBI's taxonomy places the organism in Eukaryota, Metazoa, Chordata, Testudines, Trionychidae. Gene Ontology annotation, cellular component: cytoplasm; lipid droplet; membrane. Gene Ontology annotation, biological process: triglyceride catabolic process; lipid homeostasis; positive regulation of triglyceride catabolic process. The record is from RefSeq and is a predicted model, not a curated record. Gene Ontology annotation, molecular function: triacylglycerol lipase activity.